GAUGACUCACAAACAAGGUUACGGAAACCAGCUUGUUCGGUUAGAGAAAUAGCGUCAGUACAACGGUCAGAUCUGAAUUUUCCAGUUACUGUUCAGACAAUCUAGAAUUCAGCAGCACGUUGCUGUAUACGCUUUUGACAAUGGAUUCACCCGCAUCCCAUAACCAAAGGCAAAACGGCACCACCCAGUCGCACGCGCUUCUGCUAUUCGGGUUUCUCCCAUUAAACUGGGCGCUUUUUGCGGUCGUCGUGAUCGGUUUCGCGACAUACUACUACUAUAGGCGGCCGAAAGGUAUUCCACCCGGACCUAAUGGGGUUCCAGUUCUUGGCUACACCCCUUUCCUUGGCCAGAAACCGGCAGAAAAGGUCCUGGAACUUAGCAAACAAUACGGGAACGUCUUUAGCAUCUACCUGGGAAGCCAGUUGACGGUGAUUUUAAACGAUUAUGACGCAAUCAAAACAGCUUAUAACGAUUACUCUGAUAUCUUCGUUGACCGCAAACCGGGAUUUGCACACCGAGCCCUCAAUGGUGCCUCCAAUGGGCCGAUCAACGGCGGGCCUGACCUUCGUGUGCGAGGCUUGACGAUGACCAAUGGCGAUCAGUGGCGCACCAUGCGCCGUUUUGCUUUGACUACCUUGCGCAAUUUGGGAAUGGGGAAAUCGCGUCUGCAGGAGCGAAUCCUCGAAGAAAUUGACUUUUUCUGCGAAACACUACGCAGCAAGAAGAUGAAACCAGUAGAACCGGACAACCUGAUGAUUGCUUGCAUAGCUAACAUCAUGUUCGCGGUGUGCUUCGAUAAGCGCUUCGAUCACAGCAAUCCGCAGUUCAAGAGCAUCGUGGACUUCCUGAUCAUCGCGCUGCCGACACUCAGUAACAUUGGUGCGCUGCAGCUGUUCCCGUGGCUUAGACUCAUCCCGGGAAAAUUCCAAAAAUUCUGGGCGACAUUUCGCCGUGAGGUGACACAGCUGCGCAGUAUAUUUGCGGAGGAAUUGGCCAUUCAUGAAAAGAAAUACAAGGAGGAACAUGGCGAUGUCCGAGAUUAUGUGGAUGCAUUCUACGAUCAGCAGCAAAAAGAAGGGGAGCAGGGCAGCACUCCAAAUUAUUUUGAUGAUGAUGAAUUACUAGUGGAAAUAAGUAAUUUUUUCGGCGCCGGUGCGGAAACAACCGCCACAACGAUUACAUGGGCGUACUACUUUAUUGUGCGUCAUCCGGACGUGCAAAAGAAAAUGCAGGAAGAAAUCGACAUGAAAGUUGGACGGGGACGUCAUGUCACCACGGAAGAUAAGGCGAAGCUGACCUACGUCGAGGCGGUAUGUUCGGAAGUGGCUCGCAUGGGCAGCGUGGUGCCUCUGGGCAUUGGACGCAGUACCACGGAAGAUGUGCAGAUGAACGGCUACACCAUUCCCAAGGGGACCUACAUCAUGCCCAACCUGUGGUUUAUUCAUCAUGACCCCAAACACUGGGGCCCAGAUGCCAAUGAGUUCAAACCGGAGCGAUUUCUGGACAGCGAAGGUCGUGUCCUUAAUCCUCCAUCGUUCAUGCCGUUUUCCAUUGGAAAACGCCAUUGCCCAGGAGAAUCGUUAGCCAGGAUGGAGGUCUUUCUGUUUGUGACCAAUGUCUUGCAAAACUUUAAUCUUCGUCUGGAAGAAGGCUACACAUUGAAACCACCGGAAGACUACAUCAACGGGCUCACAACACGGCCGCCAAGAUUUGACGUCAUUUUCGAACCACGGGACUGAUCCCGCAAUUAUCUCUUGUUGGUCAAAGGUUUCUGAAUGUCAUAACCUACAUAAGAGUACUUAAAAUACAUAAGACACGUGAGACUAUAAUUGCUGCAUUUUCUUAUACGGUGGUCCCUUAAAACUUAAAUCUCCCCGUAAAUAUGCCGAUUAUGUAUAUGCGUAUUCCCUUCUCAUCUGCUUGUCGAAAAGUACCCGGAGUAUAUAGAAAUGAAUUGCGAUGACAGUCUCCGUCAGUCGGUCGCAAGCUGCAAAUUACAACAAUAUUCAGUACUCACUUCUAGUAAAUUAUGUCUUUCUUGACAGACUAA
Paramacrobiotus metropolitanus is the source of this 2050-nucleotide messenger RNA. RefSeq names its product cytochrome P450 2C15-like. The record is from RefSeq and is a predicted model, not a curated record. Gene Ontology annotation, cellular component: cytoplasm; intracellular membrane-bounded organelle. The coding region runs from base 141 to 1739 and encodes 532 amino acids. The transcript has 6 exons. Lineage: Eukaryota; Metazoa; Tardigrada; Eutardigrada; Parachela; Macrobiotidae. Gene Ontology annotation, molecular function: iron ion binding; oxidoreductase activity, acting on paired donors, with incorporation or reduction of molecular oxygen, reduced flavin or flavoprotein as one donor, and incorporation of one atom of oxygen; heme binding. Gene Ontology annotation, biological process: xenobiotic metabolic process.